AUGAACGCCAACGCUUUCGUCCACUCCUUCGGAUACACAUGGGUAACAUCUUACAACACCCUGAAGGUCCUCGGCAAGGAUGGGUUCAGCGAUGCCGAGGCAAAGCUAUGGGUUGAAACAAAGAUCACGGAGCUGAAUUUCAUGUCGGCCAUAGGCACCUUUAUCGCCUCCGUGAUUGCAACGAGCCUCGGUUGGCCCGGCAUGGACAAGACACACUGGGUGGUCAGCGCGUUCUGGUACAACGCCAUCGUCAUGGCGGUGGUGUCGGCCGUGAUGGCGUUCCAGCAGUCUUCGGGGUUGGGGUGUGUGAGGGCGAAGAUCACGAGUGAGCAUAGGCUGGAUGAAGCGUUGAUGCGGGGAUCAGUGCAGCAAAAACCCUCUCGCGCGGCAGUCUUCGUGCUCCAGGCCCCGGUGCAGAUCUUGAGUUAUAGUGUGAUGAUUUAUUUGGCGGGGUUGGUGGUGUUUUUGAUUCAUCCGGUCGGGAGUCAUGCCUUUGAGGAUAAGGAGGUUAAGAUUGCAAUCUUUUGUGGUGCUUUGUUUCCUGUUUAUGUUGCCUUUUAUGUCGCGUCUUCGGUGCUGCUGCAGAAGAUUAUUAAGAAGAUAUAG
Messenger RNA from Aspergillus steynii IBT 23096, 606 nucleotides. RefSeq lists its product as uncharacterized. Bases 1 to 606 code for a protein of 201 amino acids. The record is from RefSeq and is a predicted model, not a curated record. Lineage: Eukaryota; Fungi; Ascomycota; Eurotiomycetes; Eurotiales; Aspergillaceae. The transcript has 3 exons.